CACUUAACAAGUGAUCCUUUGAAGCUGUGUGAGAAAGGAAAGACUGUAGGUCGGCUUGAAGCUAAUUCAAAGUUAGAGAAAGUGAGAUUGCGAAGGUGAGAACGCUAAAAUUUUUUCGACGUCUUGCAGAAUGGGUUCUUUGCAAAGAAAUCGCAUGAAAUGAGAGAAAAAAAAAGGUGGUCGGUUUAUGCCAGUAGAAUACAAAAUAGCAAAUUAAAUAACAUGCUGAAAAUUCGCAAAGCGUAUUUUGCAAGAAAAAGAACAGCAAAGUACCGAGUUUCAUCUCCAAGUAACUGUUUCUGUAGCCACAAAAAUGUUCUUUCAUUAAACGAAGAGUAGUAAUUAUUUGCCUUUUGGUCCGAUUAUUGUCGUCAUGAAAGAAAAUCGUUAAUUAAGGAAGACCGUGCUAUAAGUAACAUGAAUUAGCGACUACUCCUGUAAAUGAAAGAGGUUUCUUCAUUGUCUACAAAUUAAAGAAAAUGUGUUUAAACCCUUCCGCCAAUCGCAAUGUCCUGUAAAUCGCUGUUGAGUCAGCUGAUGCAGAUAAGUAAACACGGCUUUACUAAACUUGUAUCAUUCACUGCUGUAACCUUCUCAACUCCACCACAGGUCCGUGAGACAAAGAAGACGUUUGCUGGUUUUACCGGUAAAUAAUAGUCUAAGAGGGUUGACAAGCUACUACAUUUUACAAGGGUUACUGGCUUGUAUGAAAAGACAGAAAGCGCACGUGAAAAAAAAUAUCCGGAGACUUAGAGACAGAGAGAGAGUUCAGUUAAGGAACCGCUUCUUGUGAAUAUCGGCGCUCUUGUGAAUAUCUAUGUACGUGAGGUUUCGUUUCAUCCUCACGCCGAAAUUAAACAUGCCACGUUGAUUUCGAAUGUAAAUAGCCUUUGCUUUGCUCUUUUGCAGUUCAAAAAGAUCCGCCAAGAUGCCACGAUCAUUUCUUGUAAAGAAAACGUCGCAGAACACCAUUCAGAAGAAGAGGAAUGUCGAUGUUUUACACCACUCAAUGGAGCCUUCCUUGCUCAGUCCUCAAGAAGAAGCAGCCAUCGAAAAGUUGCCACACAUUGAAGUAAAGGCGAGCGAGAUACACGACCCACACGUACUUGACAUCCAAGACCCUUUCCUGAAAGAUAGAGGGCUAGAAUUAAAUCAUUUUCAAAAGCCCUUAAAUCUUGAGUUCCGCCAAUCAAAGGAGAGAAUCCUCACAGCAAAUCAAAGCGCUUUGCAGUACCUCUACGCACCAAUAAAGGUCGAUCAUGGCUCCAGUGAUAUAAACUUUCACUGUGGAAUCGUUGAUGACGUACGAGGGUCGAAGUUAAACAGCACUUUAAGAAUCAAACAAGAAGUCACAAAUGAUGAAGAUGAUUCACAAGAUGUAAAAGUGGAAAGAAACGGCUGGGAAGGUCAUGCUACUGAAAGCAGUGCACGAGAAUUUUUUAACGAACAAUCGGUGCGCCAUCAAUCAGAUUUGGAGCACAGCGUCCCACAAAACGACUCUGACCUCAGUGUCUACCUCGAAGAGAAUUUGGACGGAAAGUUCGAACUUUCUUCGUUUCUUGAAGUCAGCGACCUCGGUAGAUUUUUGAAACAAGAGAGGGCGGCAGUAGGUCUUCCUGAGUAUUCUACCUUCCUCCCGUCAAGUUCAGAAGAAGAUUUGAAGCAGUGUCCUCAGAAUGGCGAAACCGCAAAAAAGGUAGAGACGAAUUUGCAACCAAAACCUACCAAGCCGAAUGGUUCCGCAAGCAAGAAGUACCGUUACACUUGUGAUGUAUGCGACAAAUCUUUUAGCCGCUCGAACACCUUAACGACUCACAAACGUAUCCACACUGGAGACAAACCGUUUAUCUGCGAGCAGUGUGGCCGCGCCUUCAGACAGCCAGGAAACCUGACACGUCACCGACUGACGCACACCACCGUGAAACCGUACGUGUGCCUGCAGUGCAACAAGGCUUUCAACCGUGCGUCUAAUUUGCAUACGCACAUGCGCACACAUACCAAUUACAAGCCAUUUGUGUGCGACUUCUGCGGAAAAGGAUUCCACCAGAAAAUUGACAUGAAGAUCCAUCGCUACACUCACACGGGAGAGAAGCCCCACAAAUGUGACAAGUGUGGGCGAGGCUUCAAGCAGUUGACACAUUUGACGUACCAUCUGAGAACCCAUUCCGAGAUGCGCAUGUACCAGUGCGAGUACUGUGGAAAGGGCUUUAACCAGAAGGGAAACUUGCAGGCUCACAUCUAUGGCCAUACAGGUGAACGACCUUUCAAAUGUCAGAUCUGUGGGAAAGGAUUCACACUGGCUUCCACUUUGAACACGCACAAGAGAACACACGCUCCUAAGAAACCUUUCCAAUGCCAGUUUUGCAGUAAAGCAUUUUAUCAAAAGAAUGCCCUCAAGACGCACUAUAUUGCAUCGCAUCCAUAUGCCAACGGAGUGAGCCUUCUUUAAAAUAGAGUUUUAGAAACUCGAACCACUGACGAUUGCAACAUAAACUGUUACAAUUAUGUUUAGCUAAUAACAAAACGUUAAGAUAUCUUCAAGUAACCAUGAAGGAGCAGUUUAGAUAUAAAACUAGACUAAUUUUAAGUUCAAGAUUAUUCCAGAGCAAGCCGAUGAUUUCUACAACAGGAGCAGUCAUGGCACCAGACUCGGUCACGAGUCUGACUUAGAUUUGCGAUAUGCAUAGAGUUAGAACGCCUCAGUGGAUAAGUAAUUGAAACAGUAUUACGUGAGAUUUAGUAAAGGUGAAGUCAUGUUAGUCUGUUGUAGACAAAUUAAAGUAAAAGUAUAAUUAUUCCUCAACUAAUCCGCAAGAGUGACUGGCCUCUAAUUUCACUUUGUAUCACCACCCUUUGAUCAACUAUAAAGCGGCCACGAGAAUAAAAGAAAUGAUCAAUGAUUUGAGAAAAUCCUGAUGGUCAAACUAAUUCACCUUGUCAGUAUCGGAGGUAAUGUAAAUAGAACGCUGUGGAGAAUAUGAAUAUUUAUGUUAGGCUGUACGGUUUAAAGCGUUUCGUGAUGUAUACUUGAGGGAACACGUUUUGCACAAUGAUCAUUUUUUUAUGACAUCGAAGCAAUUUUUAACUUGAGAUGAUUUAAGAGAGUGCUGGCCAUCGGACAAAUGAAUAUAUCUUAUUGAACAUUUUGUUGUGUAGUAUCGCUGGGUUAUUUUUACGAGUUGUGCCGUAUUUUGACGAGCCUGUAGGGCGAGUCGAAAUACAAACAACAAGUAAAAGUACUCAGCGAUACCACGCAACAAAAUGGUUAAUACGGGAUUUUUUUAUCCAAUUCACCAAAUUGUUGCGGGCGAAUGUCUAACCGGUUCUCUGGAGUAGAAAUACUGCGACAUAUUUGUAUUCGUUUUGGUAGUCAUUAAUUUUGUACUCUAUGAAGCACAGUUGGAUAAUAAAGCAAAUUAGUUUAGGUAAUUUAACACCCUUUCACGCAUCA
Molecule: messenger RNA, 3451 nt
Organism: Stylophora pistillata
Lineage: Eukaryota; Metazoa; Cnidaria; Anthozoa; Scleractinia; Pocilloporidae
Biological process (GO): regulation of transcription by RNA polymerase II
Cellular component (GO): nucleus
Molecular function (GO): DNA-binding transcription factor activity, RNA polymerase II-specific; RNA polymerase II cis-regulatory region sequence-specific DNA binding
Source: RefSeq, a predicted model, not a curated record